UCCCUCCGCCCUCUUCCUCUUUCUCCCAAGCGCCUGGGACCCUCACUGCUCCCAGGACAGCUGUUGAAUCUGGACGAGCAGUGAGGAGUUCCGUUUUCCGAUGCUUUCUGCGUUCCUGGCUGCUUGCUGUGGCUGCUGAAGGGGCCGCCGCCUUCCACCGUUUACACAGCCUCAGGAAAAGAAAGGAACUUCAUACGUUCCAGAUCGCUUCCUCUCGUAGGAAACUGCUGAGCACAGCCUUGACUAGAAUCUAGCAUUACAGAAUGCCGAAGCUGGAAAAGACCUUAAAGACUGAGCAUUCAACACCCUCCUUGUCCACCUGUGGAAAAUGAGACCCUCAGAAUUAAAUGAGUUGCCCUAGACAAGAUUGGAACGCAUGUGGCCUAAUUUACAUCCUGACUCUCUACCAUCCACUAGCCUCUGGCUAGUUUCCAAGGAAUAAAGAUGGCCGCUGGACCAGUAGAAGACAAUUGCAUUAGCUUGGUGGAAAUGAAAUUUAUUGACAACACACUUUACUUUGUAGCUGAAAACGAUGAAAACCUGGAAUCAGAUUACUUUGGCAGGCUUGAACCUAAACUCUCAAUCAUACGAAAUUUGAACGACCAAGUUCUCUUCAUUAACCAGGGAAAUCAACCUGUGUUUGAGGAUAUGCCUGAUUCUGAUUGUACAGACAACGCACCCCAGACCGUAUUUAUCAUAUAUAUGUAUAAAGAUAGCCUCACUAGAGGUCUAGCGGUAACCAUCUCUGUGAAGUGUGAGAAAACGUCUACUCUCUCCUGUAAGAACAAAAUUAUUUCCUUUAAGGAAAUGAGUCCUCCUGAGAAUAUCAAUGAUGAAGGAAAUGACAUCAUAUUCUUUCAGAGAAGUGUUCCAGGACAUGAUGAUAAGAUACAGUUUGAGUCUUCACUGUAUAAAGGAUACUUUCUAGCUUGUGAAAAAGAGAAUGAUCUUUUCAAACUCAUUUUGAAAGAAAAGGAUGAAAAUGGGGAUAAAUCUGUAAUGUUCACUGUUCAAAACCAGAACUAGAUAUUAAAAUUGCAUAGUUGAAACUUUC
Messenger RNA from Equus quagga, 1054 nucleotides. RefSeq names its product interleukin 18 (gene IL18). The transcript has 7 exons. Gene Ontology annotation, molecular function: cytokine activity. Bases 445 to 1026 code for a protein of 193 amino acids. The record is from RefSeq and is a predicted model, not a curated record. Gene Ontology annotation, biological process: immune response; inflammatory response. NCBI's taxonomy places the organism in Eukaryota, Metazoa, Chordata, Mammalia, Perissodactyla, Equidae.